AUGAAUGAUGGACCAGAGAAUAUCAGAUUUACACCAACCAAGUCUAGUAUAACAGUGAUAGAAAAUGAAAGUAGAACUGUAACCUGUUCAGCUGACUGUAAUCCACUGUGUAAUAUCAUCUGGUACAAAGGUUCAGCUAUAAUAUCAUCUACUGAACUUCUCUCACUGAACAAUAUCAAGAGACAACAAGCUGGUAAUUACACCUGUCAGGCUCAACACAACAAUAUCACCAACAGCAAGCAGACUAAAGUAUUACAGAUAACAGUUAAUUAUGGACCAGAGAAUAUCAGAUUUACACCAACUAGUUCUAGUAUAACGGUGAUAGAAAAUGAAAGUAAAACUGUAACCUGUUCAGGUGACUGUAAUCCAUCACCGUGUAAUAUCAGGUGGUAUAACGGUUCAACUACAAUAUCAUCUACUGCACUUCUCUCACUGAACAACAGACAACAAGCUGGUAAUUACACCUGUCAGGCUACAAAUACAGAGAUACAUGGUUCUCAAUCUAAACAACUGAUGGUUAUAGUACAUUAUCCUCCAACCAUCACAAGUCUAACAUCUGAUGCUACCAACAACAUGAAAGAUGAAGAUUCUACUGUAACCUUCAACUGUUCAGUUGACAGUCUUCCAUCUUCAGUAAUAUCCUGGUCUAGAUCACAACAAGGGGGACAACUCUAUUCUGGUAGUCAAUAUACCAUAUCUAAAGCUAGUUGUCAACAUACAGAUAACUAUACCUGUACAGCUAGUAAUAAUAUUGGUCAACCUGUAUCUAAAACUAUUCCACUCUUUGUUAAAUGUUCUCCAAGAGAAAACAUAGAAACCAAGAGAAACAUCACUAAUAGAAUAGAUGCAACAAUAAAUCUAGGAGUUGAUAUAAUCGCCUACCCUGAACCAACCUUCACCUGGUACCAUACACCUACCAGACAGAUAAUAAUUACAGCUAGAACACAACAACUAUCAACUAUAAACUAUAAAUCAACAGUAGAGAUUACUCUAAACUCUACUCUAUUUGGUGAUUAUAUAGUAUCUGUAUACAAUGAUAUUGGUGUUCAGAACUUCACUAUUACAGUUAUUGAUGGAGAACCACCAAAGCCACCGGGCAAGAUGGAAAGUAAUAACAUACCUAUUAUAGUUGGAAGUGUUGUUGUUGUAUUGCUGGUAAUUGGUAUUAUUGUUGUGGUGAUAUACUGUAGAAAGGGUAAGUUAUAG
Molecule: messenger RNA, 1206 nt
Organism: Patella vulgata (common limpet)
Lineage: Eukaryota; Metazoa; Mollusca; Gastropoda; Patellidae
Product: cell surface glycoprotein MUC18-like
Exons: 6
Coding region: 1-1206 (401 amino acids)
Biological process (GO): cell-cell adhesion
Cellular component (GO): cell-cell junction
Molecular function (GO): cell adhesion molecule binding
Source: RefSeq, a predicted model, not a curated record